UGCUGAAGCGCACUGUGACCGACAACAGUGGAGGCUGCGGCGCGGUGCAUUGUGGGAGCCGCUGAUUGGCGCAUUUCCGCUCCCAUUGUGCGCGAGAGACGGUAAAUAACACUGAAGCUCAACUCGAAACACUCGUAAAACACAACUUCCACUAAGGUGAUCGUGUGUCAGAAUGGCCCGUACUAAGCAGACCGCCCGUAAAUCCACCGGAGGAAAAGCUCCUCGUAAGCAGCUGGCGACUAAAGCGGCGCGUAAGAGUGCGCCCUCUACUGGAGGAGUCAAGAAGCCCCAUCGCUACAGGCCCGGUACCGUGGCUCUGCGUGAGAUCCGUCGUUACCAGAAAUCCACUGAGCUGCUGAUCCGGAAGCUUCCGUUCCAGCGUCUGGUGCGUGAGAUCGCACAGGACUUUAAAACUGACCUGCGCUUCCAGAGCGCCGCCAUCGGAGCCCUGCAGGAGGCCAGCGAGGCGUAUCUGGUGGGUCUGUUUGAGGACACUAACCUGUGCGCCAUCCACGCCAAGCGCGUCACCAUCAUGCCCAAAGACAUCCAGCUGGCGCGCCGCAUCCGUGGAGAACGCGCCUGAGCACCGCCUCUCUCUCCCUCUCUCUCUCUGUCUCUCUCUGUCUGUCUGUUUCUCUCUCUCUUGCUGUUUGUUGGUAGUUUUAGAGUUCAGUCGUGGUGGGGCGGGUGGGCGGUGACGUAUGUGGUGUCUCUCUGUUUUUUGGCAGCAGACUAUUAGGGUACUUCCUGUUUGCAUGUACCAGCCUGUGACCGAUCGGCCUCACACACACACACACACACACACACACACACACACACGUGUGCUCUCACUGUCUGUCCAUCGAUCAUGAGUGAAGGGUGAAUGAGGCGGUCAGGGCUGAUGUCUGCGUUCAGAGCUUUCCGUCUCUCAUGCAGGGUGCUAGAACAGCCCUGACCCGUCCCAGAAUUCCCUGCACCGUCCAUCACGAGCAUGCACGUGUGCGCGUGUGCGUGAGGCUGUCGAUCAGCACGGGGGUUUGUAUACGAGUCCGAGCAUCUCUCCAACAAAUGUUUAUUAUUGCAAUAUUAAGAAUUACUUUUAAUAAUUAUUGAUGUCUGUUUCUUUUUUUUAAUGCAUUCAUAUAAGCUUGUUUCAUAGAUCUAGAGCAUAUUUUUGAAGGUGGAGAUUCUUAUAAAGACAUUUUUACAUCACAAAUCAUGUUUAUUUUCUAAAGGAUGCGUUCGGUUCAGUCUCAAGCGUGCGACGGGAUGUUCAGCGUGAUUCUGAUUGGCUUCGGCGCUGAGAAUAAUAACACGUUUAUCCGCGGACGACCCGUUCGUUUUGGGUCUUUUGACAGGAAACUGGACUGACUGACUUAUUAAUUUGAACCGAAUCAGUAUAUAUAUUGGCUUGAUACUGUUUUUGAGUUUCGCCACGUGAAUUUCCUUCAUUAAAGAGCAGUUUUCUACUCUCAUCCAUUCAGCGUCACACGAUUCCUCAGGCAGACAUGGAAACCAUUAUAAUUUAAUCCUGCUUGAUUUGUGGGUGUUUUUGUUUCUCCUUUAUUCAGAGUUUGACUACAGAACAUUCAGGUGUUUAAAUAAACUGAUCUUUGUAAUUUGAAAUUUCUCUUAAUUGCGUAAUAAAUGGAUGUCACACA
Molecule: messenger RNA, 1640 nt
Organism: Labeo rohita (rohu)
Lineage: Eukaryota; Metazoa; Chordata; Actinopteri; Cypriniformes; Cyprinidae
Exons: 4
Coding region: 173-583 (136 amino acids)
Cellular component (GO): nucleosome
Molecular function (GO): protein heterodimerization activity; structural constituent of chromatin; DNA binding
Source: RefSeq, a predicted model, not a curated record